GCAGCGACGUGUGAAUGGGGGUGGUCCUGAACUGUAAAGAGGGGAAGUCCUUCCUCUGUCUAUUUAUUUUUUCUUUUCUCGUACCCACCCACGUAUUUAACGUCGACAUAAUUGUGUUUUAUCCGUAUCGGUUGACAGCUGUCGGUUUUUCUACGGUUUUUAGUGUCGAGUAAAACCCCCGGACGCCCCUCUGUUUUCUUGUGUCGGUCGUAACGUCCAAACGUCCAGCAGCUGAUUGCUAACGUCCCCGUUCAAACGGUUUUCCUUCACUUCAAGCAAAAGAUUUUUCUUUGUGGCCGAAAAGGGCCUAGCUCGCCACCUUUUUUCACCGAUUUAUGGACUUUAAAGCAAAGAGGACAUUUUUAUUUUUUGUCUAACUUGACCGUUGGAUCGGUUUUUUUUCCCCUUCAUUGAGCGACCAGGCCGCGGACUCAUCCCCGGCCUCGCGUUUCCAUAUCUGGGGGUUUUUGUGUUGGAAGUCAUGGGAGACACUAGUGAACGAAGCAAACCUCCGAGCCUACCUCCCCGGUGUCCCUGUGGAUUUUGGGGGUCCAGUAAAACCAUGAACCUCUGCUCCAAAUGUUUUGCUGACAUCCAGAAGAAGCAGCCAGGGGAGGACUGCACCUCCAAGCCUAUCCAAAGCACUGGGAGUAGCCAAUCACCUGUCUUCAGUAGCGAGACGAGCAGUAGCAGUAGCCAGUCUCUAUUGUCAUCGCCGCCCUCUAGCUCCGAGCAGCCGUCAACCGAAGAGCCCUCGCCCACGUUUCCCAGCACAAGGGAAGGCGUGUCGUGCACAGAAACAGCCCAAGGCACACUCUGCACACCCACAAAACGUCCACGAGAAUCAGCCUCGGGCUCAGAGAGCGAGGCGACGCCAGAGAAACGGCCACGGACAGAAGAGAAGGAGGGAAGCAGCGAGGAGGCCCGCGGGACGCCCAAGCAGAAAAACCGUCGGCGCUGCUAUCGCUGCCAAACCAAACUAGAGCUGGUACAGCAGGAACUGGGCUCCUGUCGCUGCGGCUAUGUAUUCUGCAUGCUCCACCGUCUCCCCGAGCAACACGACUGUCUGUUCGACCAUCUGGGCCGUGGGCGCGAGGAGGCCGUCCUCAAGAUGGUGAAGCUGGACCGCAAGGUGGGCCGCUCAUGCCAACGCAUCGGGGAGGAGUGCUCCUGAUUGGCCACACCGUGACCAGCCAUCCAGUUAGAGAUGAGGCGCUUACAAAGAG
Messenger RNA from Thunnus maccoyii (southern bluefin tuna), 1226 nucleotides. RefSeq names its product zinc finger, AN1-type domain 3 (gene zfand3). The transcript is spliced from 6 exons. The coding region runs from base 482 to 1174 and encodes 230 amino acids. Gene Ontology annotation, molecular function: DNA binding; zinc ion binding. NCBI's taxonomy places the organism in Eukaryota, Metazoa, Chordata, Actinopteri, Scombriformes, Scombridae. The record is from RefSeq and is a predicted model, not a curated record.